GCCCUCUGCAAGAACUCAGAAAGCCCAGUUUUUUUCCAUUCCCUUUUAUCAUAUUCUUGUUGAUUCACACUGCAUCACAAUCAGAUCAUCUCCAAAACGACAAAAGCUAAUUCAAUAAUGACAAGAAAAGAACACACCCCCAUCUUUAUAUAAUCCUCCUUUCCUCUCACACACACUCUCCCACCUCACCUUUGCUGCUUGGCCAUGGCUGCCAUUGUAAAGAUCUUAGCUUUUCUCACUUUCUUAGCACAUUCAGCCCAGUCCCAUUUCUCCUCUUCUUCUUCUUCUUCUUCUUUGUCAGCUGCUGACAGAAUAUCUGAGCUUCCUGGGCAGCCCAGUGUUGGCUUCCACCAGUAUUCUGGCUAUGUCUCUGUUGAUCAAAGGGAGGAGAGAGCCCUCUUUUACUACUUUGUUGAAGCUGAGAUUGACCCUGCUUCAAAGCCUCUUGUUUUAUGGCUCAAUGGAGGUCCUGGCUGUUCUUCAUUGGGAGUUGGGGCUUUCUCUGAAAAUGGGCCUUUUAGGCCUAGUGGGAAUGGGCUGGUUAGGAACGAGCAUAGCUGGAAUAGAGAAGCAAAUAUCUUGUAUUUGGAGUCACCUAUUGGGGUGGGGUUUUCAUAUGCUGCAAAUUCUUCCUCUUAUGAUGGUGUGAAUGACAAGAUCACAGCUCAUGACAACUUGGUGUUCCUGCAAAACUGGUUCCUUAGAUUCCCACAAUACAAAGACAGGAGCUUGUAUAUCACAGGAGAGAGCUAUGCUGGCCACUACAUUCCCCAACUAGCAGAGCUAAUGCUACAAUCCAACAAAAAAAGACAAGAAUUCAACUUGAAAGGAAUUGCACUAGGAAAUCCAGUUCUUGAAUACGCAACCGACUUCAACUCAAGGGCCGAAUUCUUCUGGUCGCACGGCCUAAUCUCCGAUACAACGUACAGAAUGUUCACUUCCUCGUGCAACUACUCGCGGUACGUCAGCGAAUACUACAGAGGCUCCCUCUCCCCAAUCUGCUCCAAGGUUAUGAGCCUUGUCACUACUGAAACCAGCAAGUUUGUGGACAAAUACGACGUCACUCUCGAUGUCUGCAUCUCGUCUGUGCUCUCUCAAUCCAAGGCUCUUGCUCCUCAGCAAGUCACUGAGAGCGUUGACGUGUGUGUGGAGGACAAGACUGUGAAUUACUUGAAUCGGAAGGAUGUUCAGAAGGCCUUUCACGCUCGUCUCGUUGGAGUCAACCGGUGGCUCGUCUGCAGCAACAUUUUGGAUUACGAACUGCUUGAUCUCGAGAUACCUACGAUCAACGUGGUGGGGAGGAUAAUCCAGGCGGGAAUCCCGGUGUUGGUAUACAGUGGUGAUCAAGACUCGGUCAUACCUCUAACUGGGAGUCGAAGGCUCGUACACAGGCUGGCGCGGGCGUUGAAAUUGCGUUCGAGCACGCCUUAUCGGGUGUGGUUUGCUGGGAUGCAGGUUGGAGGAUGGACUCAGGUCUACGGCGACAUCCUCUCGUUUGCAACGAUCCGCGGAGCGUCUCACGAAGCUCCGUUUUCGCAGCCGGAGAGGUCCCUUGUGCUGUUCAAGGCGUUUCUAGAAGGCAGGCCUCUACCUCAAGAAUUCUAAGAGAAAAUCUCAAAUUGAAAUUGUAAAGAAUUUAAAUUUGUUAAUUUGUUGUGUUUUCUGGAAAUCAAGAAGUGUAAGAAGAAUGAAGGAAUGAAGUGUGCCAUUUAAUGGCAGUUUUUGUCAUAA
Salvia hispanica is the source of this 1731-nucleotide messenger RNA. Its product is annotated as serine carboxypeptidase-like 45. Gene Ontology annotation, cellular component: vacuole. Gene Ontology annotation, molecular function: serine-type carboxypeptidase activity. NCBI's taxonomy places the organism in Eukaryota, Viridiplantae, Streptophyta, Magnoliopsida, Lamiales, Lamiaceae. The record is from RefSeq and is a predicted model, not a curated record. Gene Ontology annotation, biological process: proteolysis.